AGGAAAGACUGCAUCUAAAAGUGAAUGAUGUUCACAUCCCAAGUUGUUUUUGUCAAGAUGCUGUUGCAGAUGUGCUUCAGCAGCCUGCACAGAGUCUUAGCCGGCGCUUGGGAGAAGGUGUUCGGCUGGAAGGGAAUCAGCGGUGGAGGGGGACGAGCGGGGCGAGUGGCGCACCGGUCAGCGACACAGAGCCACAUCAAAGCGGACGAGAGCGAAGCAGCCACCCCGAAAACACCCACUCCCACCAGCGUUAAUUACCAUUUCACGCGCCAGUGCAACUACAAGUGCGGGUUCUGCUUCCACACAGCCAAAACCUCAUUUGUCCUGCCGAUUGAGGAAGCUAAGAGGGGUUUACGUUUACUUAAGGAGGCAGGAAUGGAGAAAAUCAACUUUUCAGGAGGCGAGCCCUUUUUACAUGAAAAGGGGGAGUUCUUGGGGAAACUUGUGCAGUUUUGCAAAGAAGAUCUUCGGCUCCCAAGUGUUACUAUAGUAAGCAACGGCAGCAUGAUCAGAGAGAAGUGGUUUCAGAAAUAUGGAGAAUAUCUGGACAUUCUUGCGAUCUCCUGUGACAGUUUCGAGGAGGACACCAACAAGCUGAUUGGUCGGACCCAGGGCAGGAAAAGCCACCUUGACAACUUGUACAAAGUGCGGAACUGGUGCACGGAGUACAAAGUGGCCUUUAAGAUCAACUCGGUGAUCAACACGUUCAACGUGGACGAGGACAUGCGCGAGCAUAUUUCAGAGCUCUGCCCCGUGCGCUGGAAGGUGUUCCAGUGCCUGGUCAUUGAGGGGGAGAAUGCAGGGGAGAAUGCACUGAGGGAGGCAGAAAGGUUCGUCAUCAGUGACCAGCAGUUCCGGGACUUCCUGGAUCGCCACAGUGACAUUGGGUGCCUUGUCCCAGAGUCCAAUCAAAAGAUGAGAGAUUCAUAUCUCAUUCUGGAUGAAUACAUGCGUUUCCUUGACUGCACAGAGGGCAGGAAGGACCCCUCGAAAUCCAUCCUUGAUGUGGGGGUUGAGAAUGCCAUUCAGUUCAGUGGCUUCGAUGAGAAGAUGUUUCUGAAGAGAGGCGGGAAGUACACAUGGAGCAAAGCGGAUAUGAGGCUGGAGUGGUGAACUGCA
Megalops cyprinoides (Indo-Pacific tarpon) is the source of this 1119-nucleotide messenger RNA. RefSeq names its product radical S-adenosyl methionine domain containing 2 (gene rsad2). Gene Ontology annotation, biological process: positive regulation of immune response; defense response to virus. Lineage: Eukaryota; Metazoa; Chordata; Actinopteri; Elopiformes; Megalopidae. Gene Ontology annotation, molecular function: 4 iron, 4 sulfur cluster binding; catalytic activity. Gene Ontology annotation, cellular component: mitochondrion; endoplasmic reticulum membrane; lipid droplet. The record is from RefSeq and is a predicted model, not a curated record. The coding region runs from base 25 to 1113 and encodes 362 amino acids. The transcript has 6 exons.